AUGGCCGACGGGCUGGAUCGGUGGCGCGACUUCUUCCGUGGCGCCGGCGCCGGCAUCUGCGACGUGAUCGAGAACGCCAUCCUCGUGGCGGCGGCCGACGCGCCGCGGGAGCUCCUGCACCGCCGCGACCACAUCGCCGAGAGGCUCUUCACCACGCUCCGCCGCGACGCGGCGCCGCCGGCGCCGCCGUCCUUCGUCAGCGCCGCGGCGUCCACCACCCCGGCCACUCCCGUCGAGGAGGACAAGGGCAGCGUGCGCCGCAUCGCCGAGAAGGAGUGCAAGGUCGACAGCAGCAGCAACGGUGCCCACGGCGGCGGCCAUGGCCACGGCGAUGAGGAUGAUGACUCUGACUCCGACGACGAGCGCCUCCGCCGCGCCGCGGCGAGCAACUACGGCCACAGUUACGAUGAUGAUGAUGACGAAGACGACGACCAACAGCAGGAAGAUGAGCAGCAGCACGCCUCGGAUCAUAAUACGGAAGAAGGGGAAGAAGACGACGAGGCUGGGGAGCUUGAGGCGCUCACCAAUGAGAUCGAUGAGGAGUCACAGAUCGUCGGCGAGGUCAUCCGCAUCAAGGAACACCUCUUGCACAAGGAAGACCAUUCGGAUGCCACUUUGUUCGAAUCACUGAGGAGGCUGCAGUUGAUGCAAUUGUCUGUCUCUACGCUAAAGGCUACUGAGAUCGGAAGAGCUGUUAAUCGGCUAUGGAAACACAACUCACAAGAGAUUCGGCACCUCGUGCACACUCUCAUUGAAGGUUGGAAAGUCUUGGUUGAUGAAUGGGUCAGUACUACAAAUGCUGCCCUGGCAGAGAACUCCCCUGGCUCUUCAAAUCCUUCUGUUGUGGAUGAAGAAGAAGAAGAAGGGCUUCCUUCUCCACCUUUAGACGAAGGGGCCUUCUUUGCUCCCCAGACCACUUCUAUUCAACUCUCUGAGUUCUUUGAUGAAAUGGAUGAAGAUGGAAAUUUGAGACAUAAUAAUGAGUCGAGUCUUGGAAGCAAGAGGGGUAAUAAUGGUGGGAGACUUGCAAACCAUUCAGCAGUUGCAAGGCAAGAGCCUCCUCGUUCUUCUCCUGGUGUUGUCGAAAAAGUUCAAUCCAGGAGGCCAGAAUUAGCAAGACAAGAGCCACCAAUGAGGCAAGCAAACCCACAAAAACCCCAAAGUUCAAGUUUGCAAGCCAAACUUCAUGGCAUGCUCAACAAGCAAUCUAAUCCCUCAAGCUCUGAAUCUGGGCCGGGGAGACCAUUAAAGGCAGCUUCUCAGCAGAGACCAUUUGGUGACAUGAAACCUAAACAGACUCGAGAGCACAUUGCAAUUGAAAGAAAACCCAUGGCAAGCCAGAUGGAUAAAUCAAGGCUUGGCACUCAAUCUUCGGCAGGAGCCAAGCUAGAGUUGGCAAAGCCAAAGGUUUAUGAUGAUGGUUUGGAUAAUAACAGGAAGUUGGAAGCAGCAAAGCGAAGGCUCCAGGAGCGUUACCAGGAAGCAGAGAAUGCCAAAAGGCAACGCACAAUACAAGUAAUGGAGCUGGGUGACAUACCAAAGCCCAAGCAUCAAAACAGACAACCGAUGGUGAAGUCCAGGAAUAACCUUAGGAAUUGGGCGAACGGGAGGCGCUAA
Miscanthus lutarioriparius is the source of this 1617-nucleotide messenger RNA. The record is from the annotation of a GenBank genome assembly. NCBI's taxonomy places the organism in Eukaryota, Viridiplantae, Streptophyta, Magnoliopsida, Poales, Poaceae.